Gossypium raimondii (Peruvian cotton) is the source of this 876-nucleotide messenger RNA. RefSeq lists its product as uncharacterized. The transcript is spliced from 3 exons. The record is from RefSeq and is a predicted model, not a curated record. NCBI's taxonomy places the organism in Eukaryota, Viridiplantae, Streptophyta, Magnoliopsida, Malvales, Malvaceae. The coding region runs from base 135 to 779 and encodes 214 amino acids.
CUUUCUCUUUUUUCUCUCUCAAUUUUGAGUUUCAAAUGUGAAAAAAAAAACCUCCUCUUUGGGUUCUGCAUUAAAGAACCAACCUUUCUCCCUCCAUUAAUUUUCUCUUUUGCAUUUUUCAAGUGAAAAAUCUGAUGGCACAAAGGGAGGAACAAGGGUGGCCAUUAGGGCUGGAGCCAUUGAAUGCAAGGAUUGGGUUGGUGAGGAACCAUGAAUUCUCUGGUUCCAUUUCCUUCACCACUUUGCUCACUGCUUCUUCCCCUACUUCUUGUUUUUCUUCUUCUUCGGACCUUGAUACUGAGUCCACUGGUUCUUUCUUCCAUGACAAAAGCAUACCCUUAGGGACUCUCAUAGGACUUUCAAGCUUUCUAGAGCUAUCAAGUAGAUCAUCAACAAGGCAAAGAACUACACAAUCCUCAACAAACCAUAACAAUGGUUACAAAUCCAGGCCAUGGCCGUUCUCAUUAUGUCCGAAGCUAACCACCGAUGCUGUUUACACCAGCAACAAAUCUCGGUCCCUCGGUCAUUUCCUUGCAGUAGAAAGGCGAGCUGCGACGGGCAAUAUUGGCAGAAGGGAUCGAACCAGUGUUGGAGAAAGACCUGUCGGAGAUUUAUCACCGGUAAUGCUUAAUACGGAACAGAAUUCACUCUUUGUCAGUGACCGGAUUGCUCCUCGUAUUGAUGGUCGGAAACCUGCAGAUAGGGGACUGUUGGAACAUGGUCAUGGCUAUGGAGUUCCUUUAUUGCUUUCAUGCUUGUGCAGACAACUCAUGAAAUGAGAGCUUCUUCACUGACUUUUUAAUGGACUCUUUCAAACAAAUAAUCGAUUAAAUUUUUAAAUUUCAAAUUAAAUAAUUUAUUGAGUGUUUGAAUUAA